AUGGCAAAUGGAUCUCUCCACAGAUUUAUACUUGGAAGUAAACGAGGAGGUCAAAUUCUGAAUUGGGAUGAACUGUAUUCAAUUGCUUUGGGGGCUGCUCAUGGAAUUGCGAGAGUCGAAGACGUAUCAAUGACGGCAACAAGGGGGACGCCGGGAUAUGUUGCACCAGAGGUGUGGUCUAGAAGUUUAGGACCUAUGACGGAUAAGUCAGAUAUUUACACUUUUUGGCAUGAUGCUAUUGCAGAUGACUGGGCAAUCAAAUUGGUGGAGAAAGGAGAACUGAGGACAAUGUUGAGGGAAAGAGAAUUGAGCGAUGCCGAGGAGGCGAAAGCAAGGAGUCUGACAAAACUUGGGUGGUGGCGAACUCAGUACAAUUCGUCGGAUAGACCGUCUAUGAUGAGAGUGAUUCACAUGUUGGAAGGAGAUGUUGACGAUAUCCCAAAUCCUCCGAGUCCGUUUACUGCUCGCCCGCCACCCGCACCAAUUACCGGCUGUGAAGAAUUGUCCUUCAUUGAAAUCGAAACGGCAUCGUAG
Cryptomeria japonica (Japanese cedar) is the source of this 534-nucleotide messenger RNA. Its product is annotated as PR5-like receptor kinase. The coding region runs from base 1 to 534 and encodes 177 amino acids. NCBI's taxonomy places the organism in Eukaryota, Viridiplantae, Streptophyta, Pinopsida, Cupressales, Cupressaceae. The record is from RefSeq and is a predicted model, not a curated record. The transcript is spliced from 3 exons. Gene Ontology annotation, molecular function: protein kinase activity.